AUGCCUACGAAAUCUACACCUCCCAUUCGAAUUCAGCCGAAGAAAUCCACCCAUGUAAGGUUCGCCCAAGUUUCUUCUUCAGAAGAAGAAACAAAGUCAUCUGAAUCAAAGGAGAUCGCGGCAUUGAUAGUUAUGUUGGUGAGGAGAAUGUCGAAGGAUCAUGUUGUAGGUUUAGAGCAUGAUGGUGAAGGCAACGAAAACGAAGGAACCCUGGACGAUCAUAACGACGCAGAUGAAGAAGUGAAUCUCGACGGUGAAGGUAUUGGAAACGAAGGUCAGAAUGACGACCAGAAUGACGAUGAUGAUGUUGAAGGACUAGAGGAUGGUGGUAAUAGAGUGCAUGAUGGUGAUGUAAAUGCACCAGCUGACCAGGCGAAGUCCCUGAUGGACAUGGGCGGUUCUUCUGCUUUGGACCAGGCGACCAUCGCUCAUAACCAGAUAGCUUCGGUUCUUUCGGACUUAGCGAAGGACCCUUACGAGGCAUAUACCACAGUUCCUUCCACCGCCGUAAACUCUGGGAUUCCCUUUAUGGAUCAAUUUUUUGUCGAGGAUGACCAAAUUAGAGACGUAAACCCUUCACCUGCGAAGUCUGAAAAAACAUUAGAAGAUCGUGCAAUUGUUAAUGAGCACCUUAAAGCAGUGGAAGAGCCCCCUAUCCCAGCACAAACCAGCAGUGAACUCCCACAACAAGGAAAGGUUACGGAUGUCGUAAAGCCCGUCACAAAUAGCGAAAUCCCUGAAGGAGUUGAACCUCCUGUUUGGUCACUCGGUCUUACACAAGAAGAAAAAAACAUGGUAGAGGCCAAUAAGAUUCCAAGCGAGGAGCCCCAGCCGGUCCGUAAAAGUAAACGAGUGGCCCAACCUUCAACCACAAUGUCAGACUACGUGGUUCCACGCCCAAAACGAUCUAAAAAGAAUGACAAUUUGGUGGACUUGAGUCAUUUCUUCGCGCCACCCACUCCUGAGCAACUCACUUUCCUACAAACAAGGAUGGAAGAAAGUCGUGUCAUUAGGUUGUUCUGGCAUCAGCUUUCUGAAAUUAACGAUACCCAUUCGAAAGUUGACUUCGUUGAGUAUGCCUUCAUUCACCAGAUUGAAGAGCUCUACCCGAAGUUCAUAAACCCGCCCAAAAAGAAACCAGUCACACUACCGACUGGUGCUCUUGAAUAUGUCAAAUCUAGGCGGUCAUGGUACACUCAGAUUGGUCGUAUUUACUGUCCCUACGAAGUGGACUGUAAAUACUGGGUUGGGUUAUGCAUCGAUUUUGAGAGCCAUGAGAUAUUUGUCCUCAAUCCUUACGAGACUUUUAAGGAGAUGAAGCUUAAGACCAGUGUCUCCCCUCUCGCUCAGUGCCUACCUCAUUUCAUUAGGAAAGUCGCCUACAAUACCGAGAUGAAAUCAGACACCCUUAUCCCGUUCACGAUCAAGGUCGUCAAACCGAUGUUCCAGACACUGAACCUAGGGCUACUUGGCUUGAUGACGCUCAUGUCGCUUCAAUUACACUCUUCCAAUAUAUCACUUGAUAUGGCUAUCGGUGAUGAUGUUGUUCGUGAUGCCGCUCUUAAAUUUGCUUACGAUCUCCUUUGCCUGAUCGAACCGUCUUCGUGA
Molecule: messenger RNA, 1608 nt
Organism: Eutrema salsugineum
Lineage: Eukaryota; Viridiplantae; Streptophyta; Magnoliopsida; Brassicales; Brassicaceae
Exons: 9
Coding region: 1-1608 (535 amino acids)
Biological process (GO): proteolysis
Molecular function (GO): cysteine-type peptidase activity
Source: RefSeq, a predicted model, not a curated record